Paracoccidioides lutzii Pb01 is the source of this 849-nucleotide messenger RNA. RefSeq lists its product as hypothetical. The transcript has 2 exons. The coding region runs from base 1 to 849 and encodes 282 amino acids. The record is from RefSeq and is a predicted model, not a curated record. Gene Ontology annotation, biological process: protein transport.
AUGGCGAUAGCAGCAGAUGGUGUAGUUGCAAAGAAGGUGAACGGACAGGCUGAUGGACAGCCGCUUCGAAAACGAGAACAGAAACGGCCAGCUGGCUUUGCACGGUGGUCACUAGGGGUUAUUGUACGGUUGCUGAUAUGGUACGCUUUACUUACACCGUUUUUCCACUGUCCAUCGACUUUACAGGAGUUGGAUAGCAAUUCCUCGGGGGUUUGCAAACCGUUCUUGAUCGCAAGGUCACACAUCGAGCCUCACAUAACACCAUAUUAUGAAUCUUAUGGAGCUCCAUAUGUCGAUAACGUGCGCCCCUAUGCUCGCACUUUCAACGAGAAAAUAUACAACCCAGCCGUGCAUUUCGCAACUCGAACUUACCGCACGUAUGGAGCGGCCCAUUUUGAGAAAGGUACUUCUUAUGUUCGACACCAGCUAGGGGCAUUAGUUACACCUCACCUCCAUUCGCUACAAAACUCCAUAAUCCGCAUAUACGAAAAUUCGUUAGGGCCGUAUUACACGAGUGUCAGUACAGUAAUGACACCCUAUUAUCGGGCUUUAGUAACACAUUUUGAUAAAACGUGGCGGUCAUAUGUUCAGCCAUUCUACGCCCAAUCAAAGCCAGUUAUUGUUAAGGCCUACUCUUCAACAUACAAUGUUGCAGUGAAUACAAUUUAUCCGUACGCCAAGAAGAUAUGGUCAUCGCUGUUGACAUUUAUCAAUGAGACACUGCUGCCCGGGAUUGUUGGGCUUUACACUGAGAACGUCGAGCCUCAGUUAGUUAGGAUUGGUGAGAAACUCGCAGGCUAUCGAGAAGGCAGGAAGCUUGGGGCUGUUGUUGAAGAAACUGAAAGGUGA